AUGGACGGCUCUACACGAAAUGGGCCUGGCGGGGUCAACGGCAGUGAUAGAAGUGGUAUGAGCAGAGCAGAAAGAUUUGAGGAUGAGAAGAGACGAAUUAUCGACAGCUGUUUUGGGAAGAAGGAUCCGGAUGGUUCUUUAUUAGAAUCAUACAUCACACACAUUAGGAUCAUUGAGGAUGCUGCAUAUCCAUCUUCUCCGCCUCCCCUAAACGCCAAUACGGACGUCAAAAAACCUCGUCUUAUAAUUGUCGCUGUGCGCAAAUCUGGACGGGUCCGUAUGCAUAAGGCUAGGGAAAAUGCGAAUGGGAGCUUUUCAAUAGGCAAAACUUGGAUGCUCGAUGAUCUAUCUGCGGUAGAGUCUUUUAACGGAGCAGUUCCUGCGAGUUCGGAGGAAGAACAGCGCAAGCUAUGGGCUGGUGGCAUGGGAUUUAUUGUAACGAUUGGAAAGCCCUAUUAUUGGCAGGCCAAUACCCAGAAAGAAAAGCAAUUCUUUAUCGCAAGUUUGGUCAAGAUUUAUACAAAAUAUACCGGUGGAAGAGCCCCGGAACUGAUUGGGUUUGAUUCCAAAGAAAGAGAACAAUUAUCUGGCAUUUCUACUUCUGCACGACCACAACAACCACCCUCUCAGGAAUCUCGGCGACCCCCGCAACCUCAACAAGUACCAUCUUCUGCAUCUUCUCCAUUUGAACAGAACCAAAGUCGACCUGUCAAGCGAGAGCCGUCCCGAGAACCCGUGCUGCGCAACCAACCUAGUCGAGAUGCUGUACAACGCCCACCAGGCCAAAUGCCGCCCAAUUCUAGUCCAGCCUUUCCACCGCAGAAUUCACGACCUCCUAUGCGGCCACAGCGUGAUGUGUCGCCAAACCCAACCGCUAAGCUAGCAGUUGUUACACCUCAGCAGAGUCAAGCAAGUCUGCGUAGAUUGGAGGGGGCUAAUCCGAGCCAGGAAUCUUUUGCGCGUAGUGACGAUAGCGGGAGCUUACCACCACGCUCGCGCAGUGGCGCCAACGGCUUGUCUAACGCACCGGGCCGCUUUCCUGACCGGAGCAUCACACCCAAUUCCCAACGCGGCCCUCCUGAAUCCGGCUUUCCAAGUCCGAAACGAGACAGGUCAGCGGACGCGCCGCCAAUGCCUGCUCCCCUCACGAUUCCACCGGAAAGACGUCGGCCUCCAAUGCCAAACAUUGGAGAUGCCUCUCGCUUACGUGGAGCGGAUCCAGAUAACAUUGUGCCGGCACCAUUAGCUAGUCCCGGUAUGCGCAGGGAUGAUAUGCGACCUCCUACUCGUAGCAGUGAACGAUCAAUACCUCGCGAGCGGGAGGCAAACGGGGAUGGCAGCAUUGACGCCAAACUAACAGAACCAGCAUCACUGGGGUCACCCCGCGAUAAUUUGGGGGAUAUCAGUACGAAUGAACCACCGUUAGUUCCUACACCUGUGCCAGCUGUUACUUCUCCUGUCUCCCCAAUUGUUUCACCCACUACCCCCAUUUCGCCACCGACAGAGGAGGAGAACGAAGAUGAGGAAAUGCGCCCAGGCCUUGGGCCCAUGAUUAAACAGAAAUCAAAAGGCGAUAUUGCUAGUACUUUCCUCAGGGCUGCGAAAAAUGCGAAUGGUUUCAAGCCUCGUGCUGGUGGUGCAGCUGAACGUCUCAGAGAAGCAGCACUGGCAGCAAAAUCUCCAAACGGUCCUGAUGGCAUCACCGGCGUGGUCCCAGCCCCUUCCUUACUUCGGGCAUCAAGUAAUGAUAGUGCAACUACAUUCAAUGCUCCACCCGCUUUUGUACCCGCUGCUAUACCCGUCGCUACACCCGAACUCCCUUCUCCCCCAAUUGAAACUCCUCCGGAAAAGUCGGCGGCACGCAAAGCAAAUCCUGAAGUCAUUCCGGAAGUUAAAAUCACAGUCCCUGACAAGGAUAUACCGAGUGUUGAAAUCCCUUCAAAGUUAUCAGAUGCAGGAUCAUUAGACAAGCCACAGACUCGAGAGCCUAGGCGGCAGAAAUCUGCUUCAGAGGCAAUGCAAAAAGAGCUUGCAUCAUUGGGUAUCGAUCCCAAUUUUUUGGAUGGUCGAGGCUCUGAUCUUGUCAAUGCUUGGGAUGAAUUUGGGUGGGUAGGAGAAGGUGUGCACACGAAAGUUAUCGAUACUUUGAAGGAUGAUGUUGAGCGAGAGCUCAAUAAAGUUCAAGCUGGAGGCUGGCUAAACCGAUUAGAGGAAGAGGAUGAACGGGUUGAAGCGAUCAAAAAAGGGCUGGAUACAUGUAUGGAUGAAUGUGACGAACUUGAUGGUUUGCUCACACUGUAUCUUGUGGAGCUUGGAACACUCAACGAGGACAUUGCCUACAUUGAAGCCCAGUCACAAGGUCUCCAAGUUCAAACAGCCAAUCAGAAGCUGCUACAAGUUGAACUUCAAUCUCUCUUGGACACAAUAUCGAUUUCCUCGUCACAGCUUGAAUGCCUCAAGACAGCAUCAUUAGAACAUCCUCAUGAUCUCGAGCAGGUUGAACAGUCCUUGGUCGUAUUGUUCAAGGCUAUGGUCACCAUCGAUCCGUCAUUAAGUAUUUCUGGCCCUAGACCUAGUGAAGAUGGUAGUGUCCGUUCUGGAAAAACAGGAGGUUUCGGCAACAGCGAAAUUGGAAGCAUGCGAGUCUUACAAGAGAAGAAAGACGUCUACCGAGUUACGAGCGUUGAGUUCCUUCAACGUUUGUAUUCUUUCUUGCAAAUGAAAUUUCGCGCUGCCAUUGACGAGACAAGGAAAGCAUUGGACCGAGAAAAGGGUGGUAAUAUCACCAGAUCAGCCGGGAAAGGCAAACUUGAUCCACGCCAUCAUGAUCUCUCUCGAAACAUACUAUGGAGAUAUAGUCCACUAAUGUUAUUUUCCAGAGAAGUCGCUCGUGUGGAAUGGGAGAAGUUUUUGGUUGAUUACGAACUUGCAUGCAAACCCUUAUAUCAAGACGAAUUCAGGGAUGCGGUCUUCGCCUGGAAGCGGAUUGCUAAGAAACCGCAUGGGGACGAAUUUGACAUCUUGUUCACUUCACAAGCUGAGAAGCCGACCGAAGGCCUCGCAACUACGACUGCUAGAAAACUGACUGUGAAGAGAAGCCAAACAUUAGCAAAGAUACGAUCUCCUAUUGGCGAUGCCGGCAACAAGCCUAAUGUAGACAAGGCAGACGGUCGACUCCCUCCACACGAAGUAUUCACCGGAGCUCUUGAUGAAAUGGUUCUUAUUAUGAGCAUGGAGCAAAACUUCAUUGUCGAGUUUUUCCACGUUACUUCGCUAGAGCAACAUGAUUUCGCAGAUUCUGUCGCCGCCGCCCCACCAGACUUACGACGAGGCGGCGACUUGAGAAGGCCGAAAGUCAUGGACCCCAAUCGGAGCUUGGCAAAACGAGUCGUUCAAACCAUGGGAGAAAUCUACGCUUUCUGGGCUGGCGAUAUGGAAGCACUCGUAGACUGGUCCCUCCAAUCCGAUCCAUUGCAAGGUGUCGGUAUACUCGCUUCAAUUGAGCGUAAGCUUGUUGACCUCGAGGAAUCAAGCCAGGAAUACCUUGCGCGUACUCUUCAAAAGUUACAUGCUCGUUUACUUGGUCUAUUUAACAAAUUCCUUGAUGAGCAAAUUCGAGCUAUUGAAGACACUAAAGUCAAAAUCAAGAAGCGCAAAGGUGUUAUUGGCUUCAUAAGGAUAUUUCCUUCAUUUUCCUUGGCGAUAGAGACAAUGCUUAUGUCUGCUGAGGGUCUCGAGGUUCGACAAAUCGUAAACAAUGCAUACUCGCGAUUGAACAAAACCAUGUUUGAAUCUCUUAAGGUUAUCGCAAGAGAGAACCCAAGUGCUCAAACUGCAGGUGCAGAUCCAGAAGACAAAGAGGCUCUCAAUUACCAGAUCCUGCUCAUCGAAAAUAUGAACCAUUACCUGGAAGAAGUGGAUGUCCGCUCCAAUCCGAUUCUCGAAGAAUGGAGAGAGAAUGCUAGCCAAGAAAUGAAUGAACAUAUGACCUUGUAUCUUGGCGCCGUGAUUCGGAGACCUCUAGGAAAACUUCUUGACUUUUUAGAAAGUACAGAGAGUCUUAUGCUUUCAAGACAACCUGGUGAAUCGGCUUCGAGGAUCUCGUCGAUGCCGAGUCACUCUAAAUCUACGUUCAAGAAAAUCCUUGCUGGAUACGAUGCGAAGGAAAUUAGGAAGGGCGUUGAAACUCUUAAGAAGCGAGUCGAAAAGCAUUUCGGCGAUGCAGAUGAUCCAGGGCUCAGUCGCGAGCUUGUCAUUAAAGUACACCAACAAUGCGAGAGAUUUUACGAAAAGGUCGACGAUAGGAUUUUGACAAUCAGCAGAGAUGUGUAUGAUGGAGAGGUUAUUGCUGAAUGGACAAGAGCCGAUAUUUCUACGGCCUUUAGAAAGUAG
Sclerotinia borealis F-4128 is the source of this 4392-nucleotide messenger RNA. The record is from the annotation of a GenBank genome assembly. Lineage: Eukaryota; Fungi; Ascomycota; Leotiomycetes; Helotiales; Sclerotiniaceae.